Messenger RNA from Polyodon spathula (Mississippi paddlefish), 3131 nucleotides. RefSeq names its product component of inhibitor of nuclear factor kappa B kinase complex (gene chuk). NCBI's taxonomy places the organism in Eukaryota, Metazoa, Chordata, Actinopteri, Acipenseriformes, Polyodontidae. Gene Ontology annotation, molecular function: IkappaB kinase activity; ATP binding. Gene Ontology annotation, biological process: peptidyl-serine phosphorylation; tumor necrosis factor-mediated signaling pathway; positive regulation of transcription by RNA polymerase II. Bases 393 to 2654 code for a protein of 753 amino acids. Gene Ontology annotation, cellular component: IkappaB kinase complex; cytoplasm. The transcript is spliced from 22 exons. The record is from RefSeq and is a predicted model, not a curated record.
GUCACUUCUGGGAAAGACAAGAGAAACAGAAAGGCAGUUUUGUAGUGUGGUUUGCAUAAAUGUAUCUUAAAAUUAACUGAUAACAGUAGACACAAUAAGUAGAAUACAGAAAUGGAUGCUGUUCUUUGAAUAUCUGUUUGAAGAAUGAGGGAGAUGGUAGAUUUUCAGAAGUUACCGAUAAUUUGUGUAUCCUGGUACAGCACUGUGAAAACAAGUUUGUUGACGUGAUCUACUAUUGCACAGGCCUGGAGAGAGUGGGUUGGAUAGAGACUCGUUAUUUGACUAGCAGACGAACAUUAAGAAAUACAAGGUAGCGGUUUGUUUGUUUUCUUUUGUCAAAAGAAAGUUCUGGAUAUUUCGCCGGAUAAAGUCAAAUAUAACCGAAAAGAAGUAUGGAGAAGCCCCCAUUCAGACAGAUUCAGAUAUGUGGCGUCUGGGAAAUGAAGGAUAAACUCGGAACAGGAGGAUUUGGCAACGUCUAUUUAUACCAACAUUUGGAAACCAAUGAAAAGAUUGCUGUUAAAUCGUGCCGCUUGGAUUUGAAUGCAAAAAACAAAGAGAGAUGGAGCCAUGAAAUUCAGAUUAUGAAAAAGCUAAAUCAUCCAAAUAUUGUAACAGCACGAGACGUACCUGAGGAAAUGAAGAAUAUUGCUUUUAAUGAUCUUCCACUUUUAGCUAUGGAAUACUGCUCCCGGGGUGACCUGAGGAAGCUUUUAAAUAAACCAGAAAAUUGCUGUGGGCUGAAAGAAAGUGAAGUGCUUUCCUUACUCAGUGAAGUUGGGUCAGGUAUCCAGUAUUUGCAUGAAAACAGGAUUAUACACAGAGACCUUAAGCCAGAGAACAUUGUGCUUCAGGAAAUCAAUGGAAAGUUGGUACACAAAAUAAUUGACCUGGGAUAUGCAAAAGACCUGGAUCAAGGAAGUCUGUGUACAUCUUUUGUUGGAACAUUACAGUACUUGGCACCUGAGCUGUUUGAGAAUAAGCCAUAUACAGUAACAGUAGAUUACUGGAGUUUGGGGACAAUGGUAUUUGAAUGCAACUGUGGUUUUCGUCCAUUUUUACACAAUCUUCAACCUGUGCAAUGGAACAAUAAAAUCCGUCACAAAGGCCCAAAGGAUAUCAUGGCUGUUGAAGAGAUGAAUGGUGAAGUCAAGUUUUCCACCCAUCUGCCGUACCCUAAUAGGCUUAGCAGAACAAUGGUGGAGCCCCUUGAAAACUGGCUACAAAUGAUGCUGAAAUGGGAUCCUGUACAAAGAGGAGGGGGUAUAGACCCUAAUACAAAGAAGGCCCUAUGCUUUUCAUUUUUAGAUCAGAUAUUAAGUAUGAAGGUAGUGCAUAUCUUGAACAUGGCCUCUGCAAAAGUCCACUCUUUCCAACUGACUCCUGACGAAGGUCUCCACUCGCUUCAGCAGCGCAUUGAAGCAGAAACUGGCAUAAAACCGCUUAACCAGGAGCUACUGUUAGAGACAGGAGUAUCCCUUGACCCUAGAAAACCUGCCAGCCAGUGUGUGCUCGAUGGAGUGAGAGGCUGGGACAGCUACAUAGUGUAUUUGUUUGACAAAAGCGUGACUGAAUAUGUAGGACCUUUUGCUGGCAGAAAAUUACCAGACAAUGUGAAUUUCAUUGUGCGGGAAUCAAAAACGCAGUUAUCUAAUACCGCAUUAAGGAAAGUGUGGGGAGAAGCAGUGAGUUACGUCUGUGGACUCAAAGAGGAUUACAGCAGGCUCUUUCAAGGACAAAGAGCAGCAAUGUUAAGCCUUCUUCGGUACAAUACUAACCUUACAAGGUGUAAGAACGUGAUGUUUUCCCUCUCCCAGCAAUUAAAAGCCAAGCUGGAUUUCUUUAAGAGCAGCAUUAAGUAUGACUUGGAGAAAUACAGUGAUCAGAUGCACUAUGGAAUAUCUUCUGAGAAGAUGUUGAAGACUUGGCAAGAGAAUGAAGAGAAAGCUGCUGCUUAUGCACAGGUUGCAGAAAUCAGCCACUUGGAUGAAGAAAUAAUGUCUCUGCACUCCGAGAUCGUCGAACUGCAAAGAAGUCCAUACGCAAGGCGCCAAGAAGAUGUUAUGGAGAAGCUAGAAGUGGAAGCAAUUGAAUUAUACAAGCAACUAAAAGCAAAAUGUAAAGCAGAUCCACAGCAUGCUUACAGUGACAGUUCAGAGAUGGUGAAAGUUAUUGUAAAAACAGUCCAGUCUCAAGACCGAGUUCUAAAGGACCUGUAUGCACAUUUAAGUAAGAUUCUGUUGAGCAAGCAAAAGAUCAUUGACUUGUUCCCAAAGAUUGAUAAAGUUCUUGAAAACAUCAAAGAAGCUGAUAGCAAUGUGAUGCAGAUGCAGAUGAAAAGACAAAGAGAAUUUUGGCAUUUGCUAAAAAUUGCUUGUGCUCAGAAUUUAGCUCGACCAUUUAUGACUCAGAGUCCUGAGGCUUCACAAUCAUUACAGCUGUCAGCCUGGACACAGCAAGGACAGCCUAUUGCCACACCUACAAAUGCACCACAUGCACUCACCUCCUUGCCAGGAGUGAAUGACAGUGACUCUGUUUCCCGUUUACUGGAGGAGAACCAGAAAUGCUUGGCCCAGUUAACCAGUGUGAUGCAGGAAACCACUGAUGAACAAUCUAGAAGCAUAAUGGAUCAAGACUGGAGUUGGACAGAGUAAGAAGUUGUCACAGAAAAACCAACAAACACCUACAAUCAUCUGUUAAACUGAAUGAUUUCUUUUUGGCAUUCUCUAUUACAAAACACUAUCAAAGGAUUUUUCUUUUGAAUACAGAAGUGUUCAACCAUUACUUUCUGAAGCCUGUUUUUAUUGUUUCAAUAAUAAUAUCCACACCACUUAAAUGCACUGAAAUAUAAAAGUUAUAAUCCAUAGAGCAGAUUCCAUGUGGUGCAUAUUUUUGUCUUGUUUCUUAAUUGUUCUAAUCAAUCAGUCCAGCUGCAUCCAUAAAACUUUAAAACCAAGACAUAUAUUUUAACAGUGUAGACAAUAUAUACAGCACCUUACUUCAAUAAGGAUAGUUUGCCUUUGGUCUCAUUUAUUAACUACUAUAAAAGACGAAGAGACAGUUUUGGUCUUUUGUACAUUCCUGUACAUUUUUUUAUUCUGGUUUGUUGGAAAUGUGAAUGGACUUACCAG